UUUGGUUACUAGUGAAGAACGUAUUUCUAAGUUUGGAAUUAUAGCCCUUAUUAUCUUCCAAUAGAUUCUGGGCGCAGAGCGGGAAAAAAUGUGCGGACUACGUAACUUCCGUUACCUCAUUAGUCGCCAUGAAUAUGCAGAUGAUCUAGUUCAGGUCGAUAGAGAAAGUUUACUUGGGGAACUGCGGGUUAUAUCGUUGGCCAUUGAUAGAUGGGGAACUAUCCGGACUGUUGAAUGCUUUAAAACGUCACACUAUCAUCAUGUGACAAUACCGUUAUCCUGCUAUCACCAGCAGCCACGUACAUCACUCGAUAACCCACUAACAGUGUAACACAACAUUCAGCUCCACAUCUAGGACUGUAUAUAUUAAUCUCUGAACGCCUACGAUGGCAGCGUUGCUGUUGCUGUUUGUGACGCUGUUGUCACAUGUCCUGCCCUCAUAUGAAAUCGGUGGCGGAUGCAUCGCGGAACAGCUUCACUCUAGAGAAGAAAUCAACCGGAACUACGAACUACAGUUCCCAGUAAAUCCCUCCCCGAGUGUACAAGCCGUACAUCUCUCUCUGAAAGGCACAACAGCCAUGCGUGUCACCUGGCUGAACCCGACCACGUGGUCCAGCGACGCUGACUACACACCCGGAUGUAUGUAUGGUUCAUCAGUUACCUCCCUUGACGUUAACGCGACCGGUGAAGCCUAUUCCUACCCUGACGGCAUGUUUCUCUGGGUACUGAACACCGCCAUCUUGAAGCUGACGUCAGUUCCGUCUCCUACGGGGAUUUACUAUUACAGAUGCGGAGAUCCCCAGUUCGGCUGGAGCAGCAUCUUAAAUUUUACUUUGCAGUCACCAAAUACUAGGAACGCCACACAAGCAAAUAUGGAGUCGCUCCAUACCAAUUCCGUGGUUGAGAUAGCAAGCGCUGCACCGGCUAUAGCAAUGGUGGCCGACAUGGGCGUGACGAAGGGCGAGGACACAAUGGCGUCCAUUACAAAGCAUGUCAACAGUGGGGAGGUUCAACUUCUCGUUCACGCCGGUGACAUCAGCUACGCUGACAAGUUCGGCGGCAAGAACCACAACAACAGCGAGGUGUGGGUUGAGUACAUGAACCGGCUUCAACCAAUUGUGUCACGUGUUCCCUACAUGGUUGCUCCUGGCAACCACGAGCGUCAGUUUGAGUUUGCGGCCUAUUUGAACUGGUUGAAGAUGCCAUCUGAAGAGAGCGGGUCGGCGUCCCCCUUUUGGUACUCCUUCGAUUACAUGGGCGUCCACUUCGUUGCCUACUCCACCGAGCACGACUUCAGCCCCAACUCCACGCAGUAUCUGUGGAUGGAGCAGGAUCUGAAGAAGGCCAAUCAGAACAGAGACAAUGUGCCUUGGGUGAUGGUGUUUGGCCACCGCCCACUCUACUGUACCAGUAUCGUCUGUUUCGAGAGGUGCGACGUAGAGGCUCCGCGUUUCCGUGACAACCUCGAGGACCUCCUCUACUACCAGAACGUGGACAUCUACAUGAGUGGCCACAACCACCAGUACGAGCGCUCCUACCCCGUCUACAAGAAGCUGAUAUCCCAGACAGACUACACCAACUCCCUGUCCCCCGUCUACAUCGUGAACGGCGCUGCGGGGAAUCCCGAGCUGAAUGACCCAACGUUCAUGCCCUUCGUGAAGUGGCGGGCAUUCGACGAGCCGACGUUCGACACGGGGUACUUGCUCAUGCGGCCGUCGAGGUGGCAGAUCCAGUUCGAGUACAUCCUCAGCAAAUCCGACAAGGUCGUCGACACCUUCACUAUGUCAAAGACCCCUUACUGACCACACGCGAACUACCUGCAAUCUAUCCUCGAUUAUCUAGUGCAUUAUAUCGUAUUACGAUUAAUACCCUGGGCCCUUUCGACACCAUAGCUACGCUUCGGAAAUGAAUUAUAUUUGAAAAACAAAAUAAAUAAGUAUAUUUAUAA
Molecule: messenger RNA, 1948 nt
Organism: Haliotis rufescens (red abalone)
Lineage: Eukaryota; Metazoa; Mollusca; Gastropoda; Lepetellida; Haliotidae
Product: acid phosphatase type 7-like
Exons: 5
Coding region: 387-1802 (471 amino acids)
Molecular function (GO): acid phosphatase activity; metal ion binding
Source: RefSeq, a predicted model, not a curated record